UCUGUCGGCAGAAACGAUCGCCCUUCAAGACAUGAGCAAGCAAAUGUUCGCGACCACCGGCUAUUACAAGGCGACUUUGGUGGCGAUAAAGAAAGUAAAUAAGAGCAAAAUAGAAUUAAACCGAAGCUUACUCAUGGAAUUUAAAGAGGAUAUACUAGAGAACGAACAAAUAAAGUUGGACUGGGUAUUUCGUUACUCCCUCAUGCACGACAUAGUGAAAGGAAUGCAUUUCCUGCACAGCAGUGAAAUACGUUCCCAUGGCAACCUUAAGUCUUCCAAUUGCGUAGUGGAUAGUCGGUUUGUGCUCAAAAUCACAGAUUUUGGCCUGUACUCCAUGCGUUACAAUGACGAUGAGGAGGAGGAAGACAACUACAGGUUUUACAGGCGUAAGAUGUGGACUGCUCCCGAGCUGCUCAGGAUGACAACGCCAUUACCCACAGGGACCCCAAAAGGAGACGUUUACUCAUUCGCUAUCAUCCUUCAGGAAAUUGUAAUGAGGCAAGGUCCAUUCUACAUUCCAGACACGAACCUCGGUCCCAAAGAUAUUGUCGACCGUGUUCGAGCAGGGCAAACAUCGCCACCAUUCCGGCCGUACAUCGACGACAACGAGGUCGACGAUGACGUACACAGACUGAGCAUGCGCUGUUGGGCCGAGGAUCCAGCCGAGAGACCAGACUUUGGCGCCAUUAAGCAGAUCAUGCGAAAGCUCAACAAGGGAAGCGAGAGCGGCAACAUUCUAGACAAUUUGCUAUCACGAAUGGAGCAGUACGCAAACAAUCUCGAAUUUCUAGUAGAGUCAAGGACGGCGGACUACCUCGAGCAAAAACGCAAAGCUGAGGAUCUGCUUUAUCAGCUUUUGCCAAAAUCCGUCGCGACGAAUAUAAUAGCCGGUCGGCCAUUAGUCGCCGAGUCGUUCGACAGCGUCACGAUCUACUUCAGUGACAUCGUCGGAUUUACAGCGAUGAGCGCCGCCAGCACUCCCAUGCAGGUCGUCGACCUGCUUAACGACCUCUAUACUUGCUUCGACUCCAUCAUUGAGCAUUUCGACGUAUAUAAGGUAGAGACGAUCGGAGACGCAUACAUGGUCGUGUCGGGUUUGCCGGUCCCUAAUGGCGUCUUUCACGCGAGGGAAAUAGCGAGAAUGUCACUUGCCCUUCUAAAAGCUGUGGUGACAUUCAAAAUUCGACACAGACCCGAGGAGCAGUUAAAGCUGCGCAUAGGCAUGCAUACGGGCCCGUGCGUGGCUGGAGUCGUCGGAUUGAAGAUGCCUCGCUACUGUCUGUUCGGUGAUACGGUGAACACGGCGUCCAGAAUGGAAUCCAACGGACAGCCUCUGAAGGUGCACGUGAGCCCAGACACAGAGGCGAUUCUUCGUAUAUUUAACACGUUCAGACUCGAGUGCCGCGGUGAUAUUGAGAUGAAGGGAAAAGGCGUAGUGCGAACGUACUGGCUGUUGGGGGAAAAACCAUCGAACGUGGCGCCACCGCGCGACGGCGAAGGAGGUGAAGAAAGCGCGCCAGCACCGACGUUAGCGACAUCUGUCGACGUCCACCGAAAUCGCAAUUCAUGCCGCAAUACGUCGUUGAAAAACGAGAUGAAACCAGAGCAUUCCGAGCCAGUGAUUACAAGAAGCAGCUCACAGAGUUCUCAGCUUUCGAACACCUUCUGCCCAAGCGCCACGACGUACACGAAUCAGCUGCCCCGGCUAGAACCAAGUCAAAAUGAUUCGUAUAGUGACAUUCCGUUAUAUAGAGAUUCCUUACCUAGCGGGGCUAUAUACAGAAGCGUGAAUACGUAAAGCAGAGCGGGUGAUGUGCAUGACUCGGGGGAACGCAUUUCCAACAUUUUUAAAUGGCAUUUAACGAAACCAUUCGUAGUCAAGCAUGUAUUAGUGAAGACUGGACAGUCUUGCUGUCCUAACCAACUUGUAAAUAUAAUUAAAGUCCGUGUUUCGUCGACUCAGACGGAUUUUGGUGCGCUUUACAUAUAUUUCACAUUUUUUCGUUAACUGUGUAAGCUAUCGUUUAUGUUGCAACCAUCUUAUAAAUAUAAUACUAUAAUCAUAAAGCCGGCGAAACAUCAUUAUAUAGAUCUGACAUAUUUGAUAUUACUGUGACAGGAACCACAUGGGCGUUUUAAGCUGGUGGUUUACUGCAAAUCAGCUAGUUUCUCAUAUAGUUUAUGCCAUAUGUCAUAUGCUUGCAGUAAUACAUAUUACGAUUUGCUCAUAGGAAAUAUUUUCACUUACUAUAAGAACACGGUAAUCAAACUUGUAAAAUUAACUACUAUGCCAUUAUAAUAUAGCUAUAAUCUAUAUGAACUGUAAACGUAAUGUGUCAACAGUUGUUAGUAAGAUGUGUCUUCAAUAAAGAGAAGGCGAAUUCAACGCUACCCUGUUGUACAUAUUGAUUUGAAUAUAGAUCCAGUGAUUAAAGCUGCUUCAGAUUAUACUUCAUAAUAAAAGUCGUUGUCGCAAAUAAUUUAGUAUUAAUUUUAAACAUGAAUUUUGCUAUUUUUACUACGAGAUUUUGGUUGUGACCG
Molecule: messenger RNA, 2541 nt
Organism: Priapulus caudatus
Lineage: Eukaryota; Metazoa; Priapulida; Priapulimorpha; Priapulimorphida; Priapulidae
Product: atrial natriuretic peptide receptor 1-like
Exons: 11
Coding region: 32-1798 (588 amino acids)
Biological process (GO): protein phosphorylation; receptor guanylyl cyclase signaling pathway; cGMP biosynthetic process
Molecular function (GO): guanylate cyclase activity; ATP binding; peptide receptor activity
Source: RefSeq, a predicted model, not a curated record